CCCCGUAGUUCGUACCCUUGCGCCCUACUGUUCUCUCACUCUCUUUCUCCAUCACUCCCAGGGCCAUCUCCCACACUGAGGUCUACUAAGGUUAGGGUUAGGGUUAGGAGUUGUGCCCCAUUCGCCGGGAGGGCCCAGACGAGAUGGACGGCGACGAGACGAGGAAGGAGCGCGUGGCCUUGGUGGUGAUCGUCGUCUUCGCCGUCCUCGCCCUGGCCUCCGUCCUCGCCGCCUUGAGCUACUACUGCUACAUCCGCGCCAAGGUCUCCAAGCAUCGCAAGGGCCGCAAGAAAGAAGGGAAUGAGGAGAAGAGGGCGAUCGGCGGCGCCGGCGGCGGAGAGGUAGAGGUGGUGGUGGGGGAGAGAGGGGUGCAGGUGUUCAGCUUCAAGCAGCUCCACGCGGCGACGAGCGGGUUCGGGAAGGGGAAUGUGGUUGGCCACGGGAGUUUCGGGUCGGUGUACAGGGGAGUCCUUCCCGACGGGAGAAAGAUCGCCGUGAAGUUGAUGGAUCUGGCGGGGAAGCAGGGGGAGGAGGAGUUCAAAAUGGAGGUGGACUUGCUUACACGGCUUCGGUCGCCGUAUCUGCUGGCAUUGAUCGGGUAUUGUUCUGAUGGCGGCCACCGGCUGUUGGUAUACGAGUACAUGGCAAAUGGCGGACUGCAGGAACAUCUGUAUCCUGCCAGCGGUUCUUGUGGUGGUAUUUCAAAGUUAGACUGGGAAACAAGAAUGAAAAUAGCUCUUGAAGCUGCAAAAGGCUUGGAGUACCUGCAUGAGCAUGUCUCUCCACCUGUAAUUCACAGGGAUUUUAAGAGUAGCAACAUCCUCUUGGACAAAAACUUUCAUGCCAAAGUUUCAGAUUUUGGCUUGGCCAAACUUGGAUCUGACAAAGCUGGAGGCCAUGUUUCCACACGAGUUUUAGGCACCCAAGGAUAUGUUGCCCCAGAGUAUGCUUUAACUGGGCAUUUGACAACGAAAUCAGAUGUGUAUAGCUAUGGGGUUGUGCUUCUGGAGCUGCUUACAGGCCGGGUUCCAGUUGACAUGAGCAAGCCUCCUGGGGAAGGUGUUCUUGUGUCUUGGGCUCUGCCUCGCCUGACCGACAGAGACAAGGUUGUUCAGAUUAUAGAUCCAGCAAUGGAAGGACAGUGCUCUAUGAAGGAUGUUAUUCAGGUUGCUGCCAUUGCUGCCAUGUGUGUGCAACCGGAGGCUGAUUACCGGCCCCUGAUGGCAGAUGUUGUCCAGUCGCUGGUCCCUCUCGUCAAGCACAAGUCCACUGCAAAAGUAGGCAGCUGCUCCAAUUUUCAAUCCCCUCGGUCUCCAGUGGCGCCGGAAUGCGGUAAAAUCGCUACUGCAUCCUGAAGUUCUCCACCAACUGGCUUUCCGCAUUUUGUUAGUUUAGAUGAUGCAUGUGGGCGCAAGAUCCUCGAGUCAAUAUCAAUGAUCUUUCUUUGUGACUAUAUCAGCAUCAAAUUUUGGCAAUCUUGGAGCUUCAUGUUCUAGGGUGAACCUGACUAUGAUAUAUUUGCUGUACUGUUUAGGGAGGAGAGAGACAUGUGUUGUUGUAGACAUGGAAGCCUUUCAGUGCUGGCCUGUUGGCAGUCUUAUGAUUAGCCAUGGCCUAAUUAAACUAGGAUCUUAAGCUAUGUAAUCCUAUUGGAAAAUUAUCUGCCUAGAGUAUAUAUAUAGUUGUUUUCACAUGUCUAAA
Molecule: messenger RNA, 1701 nt
Organism: Phoenix dactylifera (date palm)
Lineage: Eukaryota; Viridiplantae; Streptophyta; Magnoliopsida; Arecales; Arecaceae
Product: Protein kinase superfamily protein
Biological process (GO): protein phosphorylation
Molecular function (GO): protein kinase activity; ATP binding
Source: RefSeq, a predicted model, not a curated record